GAGGCUGCGGCUCGCGCCCGAGUCUGUUACGCGAGGAGGUGCCACCAGUGCGCAUGCGGCUCGGAAAUGGAGCUGUUAGCACCAAUGCGAUUGUAUACACUGUCCAAACGACACUUUGUUCUGGUCUUUGUUGUAUUCUUCAUUUGUUUUGGUUUGACAGUCUUCAUAGGAAUUGCAGGUCCUAGUGUAAUUGAAUCCACUGCAGUAACAGCUAAAUUGAAUAACUUAAAGAUGAGGCCAUUUAAAUUAAAUUCAAAACCAUUGUCUACUUAUAACCAGCAGCUGUGGCUGACAUGUGUGAUUCAGCUGGAUCAGCCUGAUGAAUCCAGCUUCAAAACAAAUGUUACUAUGACAGUUAAAAUACGUGGUGUAGAAGAAAAUGGAAGUUCAUCGUUCAUUAAUAAACAAGUUUACAAUCGGACGAGAAUGCUGAACUGUGCACAAAAAUGUGCCGAAAUCAUUGUGGUUCACCUUGGCUACUUGACUUAUACUCAGUACGAAGUCAUUGUUGGUUUUGAGGAUCUGAAUAAGCUGAUGUACCCCAUCAAGAAUGUGAAUUUCACAUGGAAAACCUACAACCCAUCUUUUUCACAAGUGGAAAUCUGGUUCCGAUUUGUCUUUGUAGUUCUUACUUUCAUGGUCACUUGUCUGUUUGCACAUUCCCUCCGGAAAUUUUCCAUGAGGGACUGGGGAAUUGAACAGAAAUGGAUGUCCAUCCUCCUUCCCCUGUUGCUGCUUUACAAUGAUCCAUUUUUCCCCCUCUCAUUUUUGGUGAACAGUUGGUUUCCUGGAAUGCUUGAUGACCUCUUUCAGUCAGUGUUCCUGUGUGCAUUGCUGCUGUUCUGGCUCUGUGUCUACCACGGGAUAAGAGUGCAGGGAGAAAGGAAAUGCUUAACAUUCUAUUUUCCCAAAUUCUUUAUCGUUGGGCUUCUGUGGUUGGCCUGUGUUACAUUAGGAAUAUGGCAAACUGUUAAUGAACUACAUGAUCCAACAUACCAGUUCAGGGUUGACACAGGUAAUUUUCAGGGAAUGAAAAUCUUCUUCCUUGUGGUGGCAACUGUGUAUAUCUUGUACCUUUUGUUCCUGAUAGUGAGGGCGUGUUCAGAGCUUCGCAACAUGCCGUAUGUUGAUCUCAGGUUAAAAUUCUUGACUGCAUUGACCUUUGUAGUUCUUGUCAUUAGCAUUGUUAUACUUUAUCUACGCUUUGGAGCACGAGUUCUACAGGACAACUUUGUAGCUGAGCUGUCAACUCAUUAUCAGAAUUCAGCAGAAUUCUUAUCAUUCUAUGGUUUACUCAACUUCUAUCUCUACACUUUAGCCUUUGUGUAUUCCCCAUCAAAGAAUGCACUGUAUGAGUCACAGUUGAAAGACAAUCCUGCCUUUUCUAUGCUGAAUGAUUCAGAUGAUGAUGUGAUUUAUGGGUUUAGAAAAUGUCACAUACAGGAUUUCUGUGGAGAACAGACUGCUAAAACAAUGAGGCUUUCAGAGUCUGGUUCCAACUAAGAGUGUCACUGAGUAUAUGCUGAUUUAAAAUUGCUUCCUUGCUGUCUGUUUUUAGAGGAUUAUGUACAGCACAUCAUCUUCACUCCUGAUGCAGCUUGUGUUAGCUAUUGUGUACAGUGUCCACUGGUGAUAAAGUGCCUCUCUUUCUUCUUCCUUUCCUCACCCUGCCCAUCUGAGUUGGAGGUACGAAAUGGCAGGUAUUUCCACUGAUUUCUGAGAAACCACAAGCUUUAUUGCUUCUGCUUUGAGGGGGCAGCAUUCACAGUUCAGUGGUCAGCUCUGUAAUUGACUGGAGUUCAUAAAAUGGAAGUUUGCCAAAUAUCUACAGUUAUGAAUGUGAGACAGGUAUAAAUAUUCAAGUUCUGUUGAGGCCAAAAUUUAUAAACAGAAUAAUAAUAAAUAUUAUAAUCAGCAGUGCAAAAUAAUUUGCAAGGGUUUCUCUUAGAAUGAUCAAAACAAAAUAAGACAAAAAUAAGUUAAAACGUCUAGUUUAAAUAUUUUAAACUGUUGCAAACCUUGGUGGGAAAUCCAUCUGUGUUGAGGGCAGAGGAGGGAGAAAAUUGUUACAUUUCCUACAAAGGGUACAAUAUACAACUUAAUAUUUUUAACACAAACAUUCUUUUAAUUGCUAGAUCCUUUCCUAAAUUAGGAUUUUUCAUGCAGUCUUCUCAUAGCUGUUU
Terrapene triunguis (Three-toed box turtle) is the source of this 2183-nucleotide messenger RNA. RefSeq names its product transmembrane protein 181 (gene TMEM181). The record is from RefSeq and is a predicted model, not a curated record. The transcript is spliced from 17 exons. Gene Ontology annotation, molecular function: toxic substance binding. Lineage: Eukaryota; Metazoa; Chordata; Testudines; Emydidae. The coding region runs from base 67 to 1503 and encodes 478 amino acids.